Sorex fumeus (smoky shrew) is the source of this 591-nucleotide messenger RNA. RefSeq names its product olfactory receptor 6C2-like. Gene Ontology annotation, biological process: G protein-coupled receptor signaling pathway. Bases 1 to 591 code for a protein of 196 amino acids. The record is from RefSeq and is a predicted model, not a curated record. Gene Ontology annotation, molecular function: olfactory receptor activity. Gene Ontology annotation, cellular component: membrane. Lineage: Eukaryota; Metazoa; Chordata; Mammalia; Eulipotyphla; Soricidae. The transcript has a single exon.
AUGUCCUAUGAUCGAUAUGUCGCCAUCUGUAAACCUCUUCAUUACAUGACUAUUAUGAAUCAUCGGGUCUGCAGAAGACUUCUUUUCUGCUGCUGGGUGAUUACACUGUUGUUGUUAAUUCCACUUGUUAGCGUGGUAAUGGGACUAGAGUUUUGUGAUAAUAAUGCCCUCGAUCACUUUGCUUGUGAUGUUGAUGCUAUUAUAACGAUAUCAUGCUCAGACACACAAUUUAUACAGAAGUUGAUUAUUAUCUAUGCUGUAUUUUUACUCUUUGCUACUCUCAUGUUUGUGGCUUGGUCCUACAUUAGUAUCAUUCAAACUAUUUUUCGAUUCCCCUCUGCUCAGCAAAGGAAAAAGGCAUUUUCUACCUGUUCCUCUCACAUGAUUGUGGUUUCCAUAACUUAUGGCAGUCUUAUCUUUAUCUAUGUGAAACCUACAGGAAAAGAUGUAAUGAGAAUUAACAAAGGGAUUACUUUGUUAGCUACUUCCAUAUCACCUACGAUAAGCCCAUUUAUUUAUACCCUGAGAAACAAACAAGUCAUUCAAGCCUUGAAUGAUUUAGGGAAAAAACUUCUGCUCUCUAGGAAUUAG